Messenger RNA from Cynocephalus volans (Philippine flying lemur), 3655 nucleotides. RefSeq names its product SEC61 translocon subunit alpha 1 (gene SEC61A1). NCBI's taxonomy places the organism in Eukaryota, Metazoa, Chordata, Mammalia, Dermoptera, Cynocephalidae. The coding region runs from base 107 to 1537 and encodes 476 amino acids. Gene Ontology annotation, cellular component: Sec61 translocon complex; membrane. Gene Ontology annotation, biological process: SRP-dependent cotranslational protein targeting to membrane, translocation; post-translational protein targeting to membrane, translocation. The transcript has 12 exons. Gene Ontology annotation, molecular function: signal sequence receptor activity; ribosome binding; transmembrane protein transporter activity. The record is from RefSeq and is a predicted model, not a curated record.
CGGCGGGCUAGCACUGACGUGUCUCUCCAUCAGCCCGCCGAGUCCCGGAGCAGGCUGGGCCGCGGGCCGCGUCGCCUCACCCGGAGCGGAGCGAGCCGCCGCCGCCAUGGCGAUCAAGUUCCUGGAAGUCAUCAAGCCCUUCUGUGUCAUUCUGCCGGAGAUCCAGAAGCCGGAGAGGAAGAUUCAGUUCAAGGAGAAAGUGCUGUGGACCGCUAUCACCCUCUUUAUUUUCUUAGUAUGCUGCCAGAUUCCCCUAUUUGGUAUCAUGUCUUCAGAUUCAGCUGACCCUUUCUAUUGGAUGAGAGUGAUUCUAGCCUCUAACAGAGGCACACUGAUGGAGCUGGGUAUCUCUCCCAUUGUGACCUCUGGCCUUAUCAUGCAACUCUUGGCUGGCGCCAAGAUAAUUGAAGUUGGUGACACUCCAAAAGACCGAGCUCUCUUCAACGGAGCCCAAAAGUUGUUUGGCAUGAUCAUUACUAUUGGCCAGUCUAUCGUGUAUGUGAUGACAGGAAUGUAUGGGGACCCUUCUGAAAUGGGUGCUGGAAUCUGCCUGUUAAUCACCAUUCAGCUCUUUGUUGCUGGCUUGAUUGUCCUGCUUUUGGAUGAACUCCUGCAGAAGGGGUACGGCUUGGGCUCUGGGAUCUCCCUCUUCAUUGCAACUAACAUCUGUGAGACCAUUGUGUGGAAGGCUCUCAGCCCCACCACUGUCAACACGGGCCGAGGAAUGGAGUUUGAAGGCGCCAUCAUCGCACUGUUCCACCUGCUGGCCACACGCACCGACAAAGUCCGAGCCCUCCGAGAGGCAUUUUACCGCCAGAACCUCCCCAACCUCAUGAACCUCAUCGCCACCAUCUUUGUCUUUGCAGUGGUCAUCUAUUUCCAGGGCUUCCGAGUGGACCUGCCAAUCAAGUCAGCCCGUUACCGAGGCCAGUACAACACCUACCCCAUCAAGCUCUUCUACACUUCCAACAUCCCCAUCAUCCUGCAGUCUGCCCUGGUGUCCAAUCUGUAUGUCAUCUCCCAGAUGCUGUCAGCUCGCUUCAGUGGCAACCUGCUGGUCAGCCUGCUGGGCACCUGGUCUGACACUUCUUCUGGGGGCCCAGCACGUGCUUAUCCAGUUGGUGGCCUUUGCUAUUACCUGUCCCCUCCAGAGUCUUUUGGUUCCGUGUUAGAAGACCCUGUCCAUGCAGUUGUGUACAUAGUGUUCAUGCUGGGCUCAUGUGCAUUCUUCUCCAAAACAUGGAUUGAGGUCUCAGGUUCCUCUGCCAAAGAUGUUGCAAAGCAGCUGAAGGAACAGCAGAUGGUGAUGAGAGGCCACCGAGAGACUUCCAUGGUCCAUGAGCUCAAUCGGUACAUCCCCACAGCCGCUGCCUUUGGAGGACUUUGCAUCGGGGCCCUCUCAGUCCUGGCUGACUUCCUGGGUGCCAUCGGGUCUGGAACCGGGAUCCUGCUUGCAGUCACAAUCAUCUACCAGUACUUUGAAAUCUUCGUCAAGGAACAGAGCGAGGUCGGCAGCAUGGGGGCCCUUCUGUUCUGAGCCCGUCUCCCAUGAGCCAGGGAGAGGACAUGUGCUCCGGAACUGCCUAGGAGGGGAGCUCUGGUCUCAGGAGAGUGCUGCUGUGGCAUAUGGACUUUUGUUUAAUAAUGUUUUUGAGUUUCAUAUUCUUUCAUUCCACUGUGUAAAGUGCUAGUCAUUUUUCAAUUUGAAAUUUUGCUUUUUAUUCUGGCAUUGGCAAAAAGAACUGUAGAAGUGAAGUUUUAUCCAGCUGACUGCCAGGGAGGUGAGAAUGCUGAAUUAUUGUCCCCGCAUGUCCAUACACCUUUUCUCAUAAUCUUUGUACCUUCUCGGUGCCAUAUGCGGCUACAGUGGUCUCAGUCAUUUCCCCACAAAGGGAAUUUCUUACUCUGGUUGGAAGCACAAACUUUGAAAUGUCUGCGUUUCGUUUGGGCAGUAAGGGGUGAAGCUGGAAGCAGAUUAUCUGUUUUCUGGGGACAUGGGACCUUACUAGCGUGUCUCCUUCACAAUCAGGGUGGGAAUAUCUGGCUUCAGACUGUUUCUCUGUAAGACACCACUGUUCUCCCCUCUAAAAGUCAUUUUUUUAGGACAGCACUUCUUCCAAAAGAGAGGGAUGAAUUUCCCAGAAGACACUGGGCCAUCUGUUUAUUUUCCUGCAUGCACCUGUUGGCUCUUCUCGCUGACUGUCCUAGUUGGGCUUUGAGUCCACUGACUCUGCUGUCUCUGGUUUAGUCAGCUUGUGUCCUCUGGCCACACAAGGUCAGAGUCACCAUCUUUAUGAAGUUGAGCCUGGGCAAGCUAGGUAGACACUUGUGUGAAGGACCCUUGCAAGGACAUCGGUCUCUGUCCAAAUUCUGCCAGCUGUCACUGGACCUGUCUCCUCAUGGCUGCACUCGGUCCUCCCACUCCCCUAGAAAGGGGAGACCCUGUGGUGGCAGUCAGACAGAGAGAAAGCGACUUUGUGUUCACACACAAGCCACUUCCACCUUCUAGGCAGAAAACCUCCCACUCGUAUUUUUAGAAUUUUUUAUUGUGCUUAGGACCAAAUGCAAGUAAGUCAAUGACGAGAAGCCACCAGUCUCCUCUCCUCAGCCCUCACCAGCAGGGCCAGCAGAGAGGCGAGCUCAGGCUCAAGGUCAGCAGUGAAGUCAGGUUCAGGGAGCUAGGUUAUUUUUGGUAAGCUGCUCCAGUGUUUAUUAUAAAGAGACUCACGAUUAUGUCUAAAAUCAGUUCUGUUUGUAACAACAGGUGACCCAGAUCUUGGGAUUAGAUCCCUUUCUAAGGCCUUUAAGGAGGCCGUCUCCAAAGACAGGUGCUGCCUGUCAGCGAUGGCAGUAGGGUUGGGGACUGAGACCCUGAGGGAACUGGAGGUUCUCAGUUGACCUUUAGACACUGGUAGGACAAAGCUGUUCUUGCAGGACGACUCCCCAAUUCUAAGAAGGGAGCACGGGGGGUGAGUGCAGCCCUGCAGGAAGAGUCACAGCACCAGCAGCAGGCACAGAGGCCUUUGAAGCAUAGAGCCACUGUCGCGAUGCAGUAGAGGUGGCAAACUGUACCUGAGUCAGGGUGGGAUUUCCCAGGAGACCUCACUGGCAGUGCUAACCAGGAAACAGAUCAACCGAGAGACAGGAAGCAACUUGCUUGAAGCACCCAGCAAGUUGGCAGCAGAACCAGGAUGGGCCCCAGGUCCCUCGACCCCCAGUCGAGGGCUUACCACCAUAUCACACGUGGCCUUGUCUCAACCCAGUCCUGAGCUGUGGGAGACCCUGUGAGACCUGACGCCCUCCCACCUCCGAUUCUCCCACUGUCCCUGUCCUCUCUGUCACUGCUACAGAGCGGUAGGUCUCUGCUAGCACACCCCUGGGACCGCUACAGCCUCUGGGAGGCGAGCACAGUCCUCAAGCUCAUGGGCUGUGGGGCUGGAGAGUGCCAGGCCUCAGCAGGAACCCCGCCGUCCUGCCUGCAGCCUCUGACCAUCCGGCUGGGCCCUGUGUGGCCCAGGUUCACACCCCGUGGUCAGUGGUCAAAGUGGGUGAUGGGUGGGGCUGACCCUGGCUUGCAGGGGACUGUCACUGUGGAUGCCAAAGUGGCAUCACUGAGAUAAGGUGAAUGAGUGACAAAUAAAUCUGGUUUCUCACA